UGCAGCCGGGCCGUUUUGACAGUGACACCAGCAAAACGCUGUCCCUACUUUGGCUUGUUAGAGCUAGGUCGGGGGUCCUGAGAGCCGCCAAGUGAAAGGAGCAACGGGUGAAAUCGUGAAGUGACAAACAUAGCGCCAUACCGUGUGCGGGAACGAACAGGAGCUAGGGGGUUUCCUGCUUUGACAGGACAGGGUACAGGGACACAGAAAGAGGCUGGCGCAAGCGGAGACUAAUAUAUAACCAGGGGUCCGAGAAGGGAGGGGGCUGAGCGGGAUAAGCACAAACCUGCCUGGUCCCAAAAAAAAAAAAAAAAGACUCAAAGGUCACCUGGAAAGACAACAAAACAUUGACAUUUACCCCUGGGGAGGGAAAUAGGUGCCCCGGCGGGAUCAGAACAGGCAGAAGGACAGUAAAGUGAUGGAAAACCUCCCAUGAUUACUUGUGAGAAGAGAAACCGGGGCAUCUCAAUGGUGGCAUGCUGUGAGGGGCCCGGGAUUCCCCAGGGUAACCGUUCUCUAUGAAGUAAUGUGAUGGCUUGCCUCACAAUGACUGAAAUGAACAUAACCACAGCCCCUCCUGUCCACGCUAGCGAGGAACAUAAUUCGAAUGCGAGUGUGCCAAAGCAGAGCGACGCGGGAUUCUCCAUCCGUCUGUACCACAGCGUGGGGAAGGAGAAUGGAGACUGCCUGCAAUUGCCACCAGGGGAGUACGUGGCUGAAGAGAUAUGUAUCACAGCUGCUAAAGCCUGCGGGGUGACACCUGUGUAUUGCAGCCUCUUUGCAUUAAUGAAUGAGACAGACCGAAUAUACUUUUCCCCCAACCAGGCAUUUCUGGUGGAAGAAACAACAAAACAAAAUCUGAUCUUUCGAAUAAGGUUUUAUUUUCCCCAUUGGUAUGGAAGCGGAAGCUGCAGAGCCUUUCGACACGGGGUUACAAAAGGAUCUGAGAGUCCUGUUCUUGAUGACUCUGUCAUGUCAUACUUGUUUGCCCAGUGGAGAGAUGACUUUGUCAAUGGCUGGAUCGAGGUACCUGUCACACAUGAAGCGCAAGAGGAAUGCCUUGGAAUGGCAGUUCUGGACAUGAUGCGCAUGGCCAGUGAAAAACAGCAAAGCCCACUAGACAUCUACAAUGCCAUCAGCUACAAGAAAUUUUUACCCAAGUGUAUUCGAGCAAAAAUCCAGGACUACCACAUUUUGACUCGCAAAAGAAUUAAGUAUAGGUUCCGCAAGUUUAUUCAACAGUUCAGCCAAUGUAAAGCUACUGCCAGAGACUUAAAACUGAAGUAUCUCAUUAAUCUUGAGACCCUUCAGUCAGACUUCUAUUCGGAACACUUUGAAGUAAAGGAGCCAGGCAAGGAGGGCGGAGGGGAAGAGAUUUUUGCGACCAUAGUGGUUUCCGCAAAUAACGGCAUCCAGCUGUCAAGAGGGAAAUCGAAAGAGAGAAGAGCACUCACUGACCAGGAUCUGCAGAGUUAUUGCGAUUUCCCAGAGAUUGUAGACAUCAGCAUCAAACAAGCGAGCAACGACGAAUCCACCGAGAGCAGGGUUGUUACCAUCAACAAACUAGACAGCAAGAUUCUGGAGGUGGAAUUUUCUUCAUUAAAGGAAGCCCUCUCGUUUGUGUCACUUGUUGAUGGGUAUUACAGAUUGACGGCAGAUGCACACCAUUAUCUUUGUAAGGAGGUAGUCUCCCCCAGAGUGCUGGAGUGCAUUCAGAGCCACUGCCAUGGCCCUGUUUCAAUGGAAUUUGCCAUCAAUAAACUGAAGAAAGCAGGAAGCCAGAGAGGACUUUUUAUUCUUCGAUGUUGCCCUAAAGAAUAUAAUAAGUAUUACCUUACAUUUGCUAUAGAGCGCCUUGGUGUACCUGAAUUCAAGCAUGGUUUGAUAACCAAAAACGGAAACAGUGAAUACAACUUAAGAGGCGCUAAAAAAAGUUUUGGCACGCUCAAGGAGUUACUAAGCUGCUACCAGAAAGAAACUGUACGCUUAGAUGGCAUCAUAUUUCAGUUCAGCCGAUGUUGUCCCCCAAAACUAAAAGAGAACUCCAAUCUAAUUAUUUUCAGAAGUAAUAGUGACUCUGAGGUUUCUGCGUCACCCACGUUACAGAGGCACAAUAAUAUAAAUCAAAUGGUGUUUCACAAAAUCAGGAACGAGGAUUUGACUUUUAUGGAGAAUCUGGGACAGGGAACCUUCACUAAAAUUUUCAGAGGGAAACGGGAGGAAAUGGGAGACUACAACAAGAUUUAUGAGACCGAAGUUCUUCUCAAGGUCCUGGACAAGAGUCACAGGAACUUCUCUGAGGCCUUCUUUGAAGCAGCAAGUAUGAUGAGCCAGCUGUCUUACAAACAUUUAAUUUUGAAUUAUGGAGUCUGUGUUUGUGGGGAAGAGAGUAUUCUAGUCCAAGAAUAUGCAAAAUUUGGGUCAUUGGAUACAUAUUUGUUAAAAAACAGAAAUUCGGUCAAUAUUAUGUGGAAGCUAGAAGUUUCUAAACAACUGGCGUGGGCCAUGCAAUUUCUCGAGGACAGGAACCUUGUGCAUGGAAAUGUUUGCUCAAAGAACAUCCUACUGAUCAGAGAAGAAGACAGGAAAACCGGCAAUCCCGCCUUUAUCAAGCUCAGCGACCCCGGCAUAAGCCUUACAGUCCUGUCUAGAGAAAUUCUCUUGGAGAGGAUUCCUUGGAUUGCUCCCGAAUGCAUUGAGAAUUCAAAACAUCUAAAUCCAUCUUCGGACAAGUGGAGUUUUGGCACCACCAUAUGGGAGAUAUGCAGUGGUGGAGAGAAGCCGCUUAAUGCUCUGGAUUCCCAAAGAAAACUACAGUUUUAUGAAGAUCGACAUCAGCUUCCUGCACCAAAAUGGAUAGAGCUUGCAAAUUUAAUACACAGCUGUAUGGACUAUGAGCCAGACUUCCGUCCUUCAUUCAGAGCAGUUAUAAGGGAACUUAACAGCCUGUUCACUCCCGAUUAUGAACUAUUGGCAGAAAAUGACUUGCUUCCCAACAUGAGGAUUGGUACUUUUGGCUUCUCUGGAGCGUUUGAAGACCGGGAUCCAACCAAUUUUGAAGAAAGGCAUCUGAAAUUCUUACAGCAGCUUGGCAAGGGUAAUUUUGGAAGUGUUGAACUGUGCCGUUAUGACCCCUUACAAGACAAUACCGGUGAGGUUGUAGCUGUUAAAAAGCUCCAGCACACUACUGAAGAGUACCUGAGGGACUUUGAAAGAGAAAUUGAAAUUCUAAAAUCCCUCCAACAUGAAAACAUUGUCAGAUAUAAGGGUGUAUGUUAUAGCGCAGGACGUCGAAAUCUUAGAUUGAUUAUGGAAUAUCUGCCGUAUGGAAGCUUGCGGGACUACUUGCAGAAACACAAAGAAAGACUGGACUUCAAAAAGCUCUUGCAGUAUUCAACGCAGAUCUGCAAGGGCAUGGAAUAUCUUACAGUGAAAAGAUACAUCCACCGAGAUUUGGCUACCAGGAAUAUCCUGGUGGAGAAUGAAAGCAGAGUGAAAAUUGGUGACUUUGGAUUAACAAAAGUAUUGCCCCAGGAUAAAGAAUAUUAUAAAGUCAAGGAUCCGGGGGAAAGUCCAAUUUUCUGGUAUGCCCCAGAGUCUCUGUCUGAGAGCAGAUUUUCUGUGGCUUCAGAUGUGUGGAGUUUCGGGGUUGUGCUGUAUGAGCUCUUCACAUACAGUGAGAAGAAUAAGAGCCCUCCUUCGGAGUUCAUGCGAAUGGUUGGAAGUGAUAAACAAGGACAGAUGAUUGUGUUUCACUUGAUAGAGCUUUUGAAGAACAACGGGAGACUGCCACAGCCUGAUGGCUGUCCGUCUGAGAUUUACUCCAUCAUGAAAGAAUGCUGGAAUAAUAAUAUCAGCCAACGGCCUUCAUUUAAAGAUCUUACAAUACAAGUUGAUCGGCUAAGAGAGCACAUGGGAGGAUGAGUCUACCCUCUGUAGAGCUACGUGACCAUGGACCUCGCUGAGCCACAGAGAUGGACGGUGCAUAGCUCCACGUCUGUGGAGACAAAUUCAUGCUGUGUGGAUUCCGCUUUGGAAUGAGAGUGCAAAAGACACACUUGUACAUUUUACGAAAGUCCAAUUUACUUUGCAACGAAGACUACCAAAAGCUAAUUUUUAAGCAAAACUUUUCCUCCAGUUGCUUAAAGUUUGCUAUACAGAGGGCACAGAAGGUGUCCUGAAGAUGAAGAAUAUAUUUUCUUAACCGAGAAGAGAAAAUGUUAACACUGCGACAAUAUAUCGUGUUUCCACAUGGGGGCAGUGUGGAGCAAGACAAACUUUAAUUGUGUUUCUAUUAACACUGUUUAGCAUAAAUUAGCAUUGGUGUAGUUUGUGCAAGUAUUAAGUUACUUGCCAUCAAGUUUUUGGUUUUAAAGGGCUUUUGUUGAUCUUAACAUAUAUUUAUAGAAUGUAAACAUUUUUUUUUGUUCUAUGUAAAUUUGCACAUGAACAAGAUCGUUUGCUAAUUUGUAAACAAAACUUUGUGCCUGUCCAUUUGUACAGACUGCCUGCUUGUUUUGUAUUAUACAGACAUGUUACAUGAUAAAGGGAUCAAAUAUAUAUUGCUGAGUAUCUUCAUAGUUCCACAAGUGCUUUUUGAUGUGCUUUUAAAGCAGGGCAAGCAUAUAUUGGUAAACAUAUUCACCUGGUGUUUUGAUUUAAGUAAUCAAAUGUAUGUGGGACAUUUUGUCAUCUGUAGGCCUCAGACGGGUUUAGGAACUUGCAACACUUCUGAUUAUUAGUUAAAAUAUAGGAUUUUAAACCUUACCUCUCCAUGCUGUACCAAUGUGUCUCAAAACCAUCACGUCCUCCUUUACACUACUCUCGUGAUUAGUGAUCAGGAGAGGGCUGGCUACCUUCUGACCAAAUGAUAUAGCAGCCUGCAAUAGGCUCGCUUAGUAGUAUUAGCCAACACACUUUUGCUCAAAUGACACUGUAUAAAAUGAAGCACUGAGCCGACGGAUUUGGGGUGUGAAUGAUCGCCAAAGUUCUUGAAAGUUUAGACUCCCUGGAGGCAAUAAUAAAAUAUAGAAAGCAAAA
Molecule: messenger RNA, 5040 nt
Organism: Spea bombifrons (plains spadefoot toad)
Lineage: Eukaryota; Metazoa; Chordata; Amphibia; Anura; Pelobatidae
Gene: JAK2
Product: Janus kinase 2
Exons: 24
Coding region: 532-3924 (1130 amino acids)
Biological process (GO): intracellular signal transduction; hemopoiesis; cytokine-mediated signaling pathway
Cellular component (GO): cytosol; membrane; cytoskeleton
Molecular function (GO): non-membrane spanning protein tyrosine kinase activity; ATP binding; cytokine receptor binding
Source: RefSeq, a predicted model, not a curated record